Messenger RNA from Drosophila subobscura, 533 nucleotides. RefSeq lists its product as uncharacterized. The record is from RefSeq and is a predicted model, not a curated record. The coding region runs from base 185 to 421 and encodes 78 amino acids. Lineage: Eukaryota; Metazoa; Arthropoda; Insecta; Diptera; Drosophilidae. The transcript is spliced from 2 exons.
AGGCCCGUUGUUAGUUAGACCUUCGGAUGGCUGAGCCAAUCAUUUGUCAUAUUUUUCGCUCGACAUUUUGGCAACUUCUCGUAUAUAAACGGUAGCUAGGCCUCCAUGGGUUAUGAGUUCUUACUGGAGUUUCGCAGUGGCAAAUUCAAACUAAGACUAGAUCCAAUACCCAAAACGCCUCAACAUGCAUCGAAUGCUGCUCUACAGUUUGGCCAUCGUCGCCCUCGCCCUCACCUUGGUCCAGGCCUGCCCACAGAUCCAUCAUAAUCUGACAUUUCCUGCUGUGAAUCAAGUCUGUUCUGGGCCCAGCCUUGGCCACAGUUUGACGAGGGAUCUGUCCACGAUGUCGCUGGAGGUGUCUGCUCUGGCCAAGCUCUGCCAUUAUGGGAGCCCUUUUACGCUGAAGCAUUGGCCACAUUAACCGUGCAUUGUUGUUUGCCUUUGUUAUUGCUUAAAUAAAUUGUUGUAAAUUAUUUAUCAUAGAUCGUAGAGAUUGAACAUUAAUGGGCUUUUGGGGGUUCAACAGUUUCUAG